AUGAUUCCAUACCCAGAACCUUGUCAGACCAUGUUCCAGCAACGUCGACUUGGUGCACUAGGAGUUGAGUGGCGUCCUUCAUCUAUCAAAUUUGCUGUUGGUCCGGAUAUUGGUUUUGGCCAGGAUUAUCAAAUGCCUCUAUUGGAAGAUUUGGAUAGAAUGUUUGAGCCGCUACCAGAGUUCAUAGAUGCCACUUACUGGGAACCAGAAAAUGAAGUCAUAAGUGACAACACUGACUCUGAGUAUAAUGUUGCGGAGGAAUGCAGCAGUGAGGGGGAGCAGGGUAGUUUGUGUUGCAGCUCUCGCAGUGAUCCUGAUUGUAGUACAGAGGACGCUGAUGCUGAACAUAGUAAAAAGGAUGAAACUGAAGUUAUUGGUUUUCAGGCUGAACUAAUGGCAUCUUCUGAGAGGCGUUUGAAGAAAAGAAACAUGGAUGAGCGUGAUGGCUCAAUAUCUGGAAGUAAUGGAGGUAAGAAAUUGAAAGGUGUUCAGAAAGUCUCUAAGAGGAAGUCUUCCAAAGCAAAGUCAUUACCAGAAUAG
This is a messenger RNA of Dovyalis caffra, 540 nucleotides long. The record is from the annotation of a GenBank genome assembly. NCBI's taxonomy places the organism in Eukaryota, Viridiplantae, Streptophyta, Magnoliopsida, Malpighiales, Salicaceae.